Molecule: messenger RNA, 1882 nt
Organism: Amphibalanus amphitrite
Lineage: Eukaryota; Metazoa; Arthropoda; Thecostraca; Balanomorpha; Balanidae
Product: alpha-taxilin-like
Exons: 9
Coding region: 322-1671 (449 amino acids)
Molecular function (GO): syntaxin binding
Source: RefSeq, a predicted model, not a curated record
ACCAAAGUUCCUUGCUGGCGUUUUUUGGCCUCUCAUUGGUGAAUCGCAAAGACCAAGUAGAUUCCACCAAUGGGAAGCCGUAAAACGCCAGCAAGUUUGCAGCCUUCUGGUAAAAAGCGGUGACUGAACAGUAACCUGGUUGCGGCUUUUGUGACGCAAACCGUCUUUUUAUUUACCUACUUGAUUUACUUCGGUAAUGCUCUUAUCAAGGCCCUAUAUGCUCUUAUACGGCCUUGGGUAAUCAGAACGGUAAGGCAUUUAUUAUUUGUCCCUUUAGGAUUCAUCUGUUAUCCUUAUUGAUACCUGCUUAUACUGAUCAAGAUGACAUCCAGUGCAGAUUCCAACAAUGGGUCAAAGGUCUUGGAGGCUCAGGUUUCUGAGGAUGGAGCCAAGCGCGAUCGGAAGACUCAGAAGAGGAUAGAGAAGACGGUGGAGCAGGUGAUGUCUGCUGCCAACGACAUCGCCGACCCUUCCGAGCGGCUCAUGUUUGUCUGCAGAAAGCAUGCUGAGUCACAGGAGGAAAACAAGAAACUCAAUUCGUCAAUCCGUAAGCUGGAGCAGCGGGUGGAGCAGCUUCUGAAGGAGAAGGCAUCCAUGGAGAGCGAACAGAGCAAGGCCCUGCUCACCCGCAGUCGAUUGGAGGGCCUCUGUCGCGAGCUGCAGAAACAAAACAAACUUGUCAAGGAGGAGAGUGUGGCCAAAAUUCGGGAGGAGGAGGAAAAACGGCGUGAGGUGUCGGCCAAGUUUCAGACGACUCUCAGUGACAUCACAGGAACGAUGAACGAGAACAACCAGAAGAACAACAAGCUCACAGAAGAGAACAUUGAAAUGUCCAAGAAGCUGAAGAGCUUGUGUGAACAGUACGAACAGAAUAACUCGCUUGUUGAGAAAAUGAUGAAACAGAAGGAGCUGGAGUCGCAGCUGGCCGAGGCACGGCUCGCUAAACUGCAGCUAGAAAUGAACCAGGAGAAGCAGGCCUUUCUGCUUGAAAAACAAAAACUUCUCCAGGAGAUGUCCACAUACCAGAAACGGUGUACAGACCUGCAGAUGUCGGAAGUCUCGCUCCGGGAGCAGCUCAACACCUACACCGAAAAGUACGAGGACUUUCAGGGCGCGCUGGCCAAGUCCAGCAAGGUCUUCAACAACUUCAAAUCGGAAAUGGAGAAGAUGCAGAAGAACAUCCGCCGGUUGGAGAAGGAGACUGCCACCUGGCGACAGCGCUGCGAGGGCAGCAACCGCUCCCUCAUCAAGAUGGCCGAGCAGAAACAGGCCGACGACGCGCAGCUGCUGGGACAGCGGCGGCGCAUCGACACCCUGGAGCGGCUCUGCCGGGCGCUGCAGGCGCGCGCGGCCGCCGGUGUCGGGGCGGAGGACGGCGGCGGAGGGGAGGCGGAGGAGGCGGCAGAGGGGGCCGCGGCGGUACCCGAGAGGGCGAUCAACGGGCAAGGCGACUGUGCGGAGUCGGCGGUCUCCAGUUCCGAGGAGCGGCCGGACACCACCCCCGCCGACUCGCCCGCGGUAAGCUGCUGCCAGGACGCCGCCGUCGACUCUACCUCAGGGGUCACCGGCUCUGGCGACACCAGUCCCGGCGAGUCGACCACCCCUGAGCCCUCCGCCCCCGCCCCCACCCCGUCCGGCGCGCCCGCGGAGGCGGAGCCGGUGUCUCUGUGAGUCCCAUCACCUCCCUCCCUCCCUCCCCGAGCACCGCCGGGCGGCCGCCCGGCCAGCCCGCCGUAUGCAGAGGCGCGCAUCACCACGGGACGUGAUGAGCGCGCCACCUCCACGGCCGCCAGGCCGCCCCUCACGCUGUGGUUUUCGCCCUUUGUUGUCCCUUCAUGUGCACAUAAUAUAGUGUUGAAUAAACCGUCAUGUGAAUCACGUG